This is a messenger RNA of Drosophila erecta, 826 nucleotides long. RefSeq lists its product as uncharacterized. Bases 23 to 826 code for a protein of 267 amino acids. Lineage: Eukaryota; Metazoa; Arthropoda; Insecta; Diptera; Drosophilidae. The record is from RefSeq and is a predicted model, not a curated record. The transcript is spliced from 2 exons.
CUGGUUCCAAACGAAGUAAGUAAUGAAGUUGCUAUGCUGGGAGUCGUUUGGUUGGCCCAUGCGCAACAUCCUGCCUGAUUCUUUGUCCUGGACAGAUGAUAUGACCACCUUAGGAAUGCUUAACGAAAGUCGGGAAAUGGUAGAUGGGUCCACUGGGUGCUGCUCCAUAGACUGGCUUAUGCAACUCCAACAACCCUCGUGUCCUCUGGUGAGGCUCUUAAUACUCGGAUUGUUAGCGUUGCCAGUUUAUAAUGCGAUCUUGAUUGUGGUGGGAUGGCGUCUACACUGCAGUGCUUCUGGCAGUGCCGAGCGUUUGGUGCUGGACAUCCAAAGGACCAGACCUGUCAAGCGUCACGCUCCUUCACCUCCUCCAGCUCCGAAACCACCACCGCGUCUUCGUCGACAUAAGACCCCCAAGAGUGCAUCCUCAAGUCUGAUAUUAUGGUGUCCAAAGCCCCAUCUCAGCCAAAAGAAUCCCUUCGAUGAGGAGGACCAGUACAAAAACCUCAGGGAGAAUUUGAAAAUGGUGCUUGGUGGCUUGCAGAGGACUCCUCUGCUACUUCCGGCUCCACAGCCCAACUUUAUCCCUCCUCUAGUUGAACCCCUAACCCCGUCGGAAUCACUGACUCCAACGGAAUCCCCCCGGAGAUGGAACCAAAAGCCUCGCUCUAAAGUUUUAUCAGGGAUCCUUAGGCAUAUAGGCAUGAGCUCCAUUCGGAAGAUAUGGAAAACACAUACCAGCCGGAAGAAAAGUACGACUUCUGCAAAUAGCUCUUCCUUAUCUAAUUCCUCGAGCUUGGGUACCAGCUCCUUCUAUGUCUACUAA